GAAUACUGCAUAUAAGCUGAUCAGAUGCGUUUAUAAUUGCAUGCGUGAUCUGCAGGAAAUUGUGGUCCACUUAAACCUCAUUAACAACUGAUUUCGACCAAGGUGUUACACAACGUUUGUAAACUAAAGUACAUAGAAGUACUGCAUAUUGCCUAUGAUAAUAUGAACAGUUAAAUGCCCCAAAACGUAUUAUCAAAAACGUUUCAUUGGCAUCAACAAACAGCAUCAUAUCGUGUAUUAAUUGAGUGACUUACAACCUGUAUGGAAAGUGUGUAUUUGGUACAGAAUAUGAAAAAUGUCUCCUGAGGUAACUGUAGUUGUACUAUUUUCAAAAGGCACCUACAGACAGCACGUGUGUGCGAGUCCUGUAAUUUGCAUCUCUUAUAAAACAUUGGAGACCGCUAGGGCAUGCGCACAGUGGUUCUGUUGAGUUUAGGCUUCAAUCAUACACAAAACGCGGAGAACAUCAGUCUUUCUUUGUUCCUUUGAUUCAGACUGGAAUAUAUUUUAAAUGUAUUACGUGUAGGUUCUAAGCCCUUUGUUUAUCGUUUGAAAAGGGAGAACGUACAAUGAAGAAACGUUAUGUGGAUACGAGCAGGAUGAGGAAAAUGAAGAGGACUAAAAUAUCAGAGAGGCUUUCUGAAAGUGCUUUUGCAUUUCUGAAGUUCAUGGCGGUUUGGAUUUUUGUUCUUUUGGUCGACUUCAUUCUAGAGUUUCGCUUUGAGUAUCUGUGGCCUUGCUGGCUUUUCUUUGGGAGUGUUUACACCUUUUUUCACUGUCAUGGCCUGGUGGUGUGUGUGGUUUUCGUAUGUGCAGCAUUCACCUUGGAUAUAUUUUGUUUAAUCUUUGUACCUCUUCACUGGCUUUUCUUUGCUGCCAGCACAUAUAUUUGGUUUGAUUACAUAUGGCAUACAGAGAGAGGAUUGUGUUUGUCUACAGUGUCACUAUGGAUACUGCUUGUUUAUAUCGAAGCAUCUCUCAGGUUUAAGGAUCUGAAAAAUUCCCAUGUGACUGUGUCUCAUCUAUUUGCAGCACACUGCAUUGGGUACCCAGUAGUCUACUUAGGUUUUGAUGCAACGUGUUACUUCACCAGCAUUGUUAAACUGAGGAUACAGAAAGCUGUGCAAAAAGAAAACAACUUCUACAUGCAGUUACUGCACCAAGCUCUACCUCCAGGCCUGCAACUUUACCCAAGAUAUGAAAUAGACAGUAAGGAAUCGUCUAAGUGGGUGGCAAAAUCAGAUUGCACACAAUACCAGUGCCAGAACGAGGCUGCUCUUACAGAUGUCAAGUACCUGUUAGACUAUACACAAAUUGAUUGCAAAGACACAAAUAAUGACAUGGAGGAUACAAAACUAAAUGACCAGAGUUUCCAGCCUUCAACUUUUAAAGCAAAUGAGAGUGACAGCAAGGAGAACUGCCUGAACAGAAGUGAAACUUGUGAGACAUCUGGAAGCUCUGAAUGUCUACCUCAAGAGGAACAAGGGGUUAAAGUUCAAAGGACUGCUAAAAACACAUCUCCCAAAGUGCGUAAGACGUCUAACCGUAUCCUAGUGCCUAUUGUUAAAGCGGAGAAAAAACAGAAAAGCGUUACCAAAAAUAUCAGCCCUAAUCGGGAGAUGAGUGAACAAAGCCUUUCAGCAAAUCAAAACACUCACUCCGAACAAAUACGGAAGGUGGAGCAGGAAGUUAAGAAGUUAAAGGCAGACCUCCUGACCAGUAAACAGGGUGAACAAGAGCUUCGCAGUCACUUCUGUAACCUCACAAACAGCGAGCGAAGUCUUCGACCAGAAAUAUCACUGCUUCGACAAGCAAAUGACCUGCUACAGAACAAAAUUGUUUGUGUCAUUAAGACCAAGCAGAGAGACAAACAGGCAACAGUACUGUUAGAAAAGAAGAUCAGAGCAGAAAUGGAGGCUCGAGCGAUUAUUGAGAAACAGCUAUCUGAUAUAAGAACAAGAAAAAUAGAUGAAACUUCUGCAAUAACCCAGGGUGCUCUACUUUUCACAACUCGGCAAGAACACACAGAAUCCCUAAAGAAAAAAGCUAAGGAACUGGAGACAGACUGGAAACAACUUCAGAAGGAAUUUCAAGCAAAAGAAAGUCAAAUAGUAAACCUUGAAAAUGAAGUGGAGGUACUUUGCAGAUAUAAAGGCAUUGAACAAGAUAGUGAGAUGUUGCUGUCAGCACUUUCAGCCAUGCAGGAUAAGACCCAUCAUCUAGAAUACAACCUUAGUGCUGAAACAAGGAUAAAGCUGGACCUGUUCUCUGCUCUUGGAGAUGCACGGCGGCAGCUAGAGCUAGCCCAAGGAAAACUAAUGAAACAGGACAAAGAGAUUGGAGGAAUGAAACAGAAGAUUGCUGAAGUAAUGGCUGUCAUGCCAGGCAUCACAUAUGGUGUUCAGCAUCCAGUUACACCUCAAUAUUUAACUAAGUUUGUCAAUUCUGAACAUUACGUGCUUGAUCCCAGUGCAUUAAUGUACCAGUGUCUUAAAAAAUAAACAUACCAGCUUGUCCAUACUGUGCUGAAACCAGGCUUCGAAUGUGUUGUCAGGCCACUGUAUGCAGCCCAGGGUCUAUGUGAUCUAAAACAAAUGUUUUUAUAGAAUUCAGUCUGGGAGAGAAAAGAGAGAACCCUGCCUUGUGAUGAAAAGGGUAUGAUUGCCGUAGUCAAAAGUUGUAACGAAUUGACAUUUGCUGGGGAUGCUUGUAGCGUUGUAGUUGAGGCACUCAAAAGCACAUCCGUGCAUAUAAAGGAGCUGCAACUAAUGUAAAUGUAGGUUCUGGUCCAUCCGUGGUCCAUAAGCAACUGAUUAUUCUUGAUGAAUGUCCAUGUACUGUAGCUCACAGAGAUCCAUGUUUGUAAUGUUAUUUUUAUCCCUUUCAGGGGAUGUGUAUGUUACUUUCAGACAUUGUUGUAAAAUGGUUAUUUUAUUUUGUAGUUUCUUUCCAUUUUCAUUUGUGAUGCUAUUGGUGAUUACUUAUAAGGUUUACAAUAGCAUCAAGUAAAAUGAAUUCCCAGCAGGGAACUUGUGGCACUGAAUUCUUCAUAUUCUGUUAAUAUUUGUCAAAACCAAGAAGUGGUUUGAAUUUGGGACCCUUAGUUCACUGAAUGAUUGUUGAUCACACUCAGAAACACAGGACUCCCUGUAAAUUAUUUGCCUGCUAUCUAGGCAGUAGAAGAAGAGCCUGCACCCGUCAGUAAACUGGACUCUUUGCUGACAAGGCGUCCAUGGCUUGUGUUUUUGGGCUUAGAGCAUACAUCUUGAGUUCCAGGUGGAGUAUAUGUAUACGCGUCAAUUGCUGAUGCACAGUAUUGACAACCAGAUGUUUUUUAAGCGGUUUGAUCUUAACCGAUUGUGGAUCCUUAGCUGGACUGUCAUUGUAGGAUGGUCUGCUAAAGAUAUGCCAUUUACAGUUCUGAGCUGUGCUUCUCAUUGUAUGUGCUAUACAGCUGUGGACUGACUGCAGUUGGAAGAGAACUAAUGUCAUCUCUUCACAUUCAAUUAUGAGAGCAGUACCUUUGCUGGUCUGUAAAAUUUUAUUGGUACAAUGCAACCCAUGCAAAGGUUGCUUGGGUUAAAUUUAAUAAUUUAUAUUUUACUGUUAUUGAAAAAAAUUAUUCUGAGCAAGAAGUAAAGCUGAUUUGUUUUGAUCGACUGCCAUUUUUGGAAAGAGUUGUUGGUCUGCUUGCAGGGAAUUUGGGUUCGAAGGCAGUUUGCGUAGUUACUGCUACAACAUAUUUCCCUACAGCAAAGUUAGUUGAUCAUCUUAGUCGGGCCCUUAGAUCAAAACUGAUUUUUUUUAUGUCUGAUUUUUUCUAUUAUCUGAAAUGCACUCUUACCCUUCAUUUAUAU
Polyodon spathula (Mississippi paddlefish) is the source of this 3857-nucleotide messenger RNA. Its product is annotated as macoilin-1-like. The record is from RefSeq and is a predicted model, not a curated record. NCBI's taxonomy places the organism in Eukaryota, Metazoa, Chordata, Actinopteri, Acipenseriformes, Polyodontidae. The transcript is spliced from 11 exons. Bases 570 to 2501 code for a protein of 643 amino acids. Gene Ontology annotation, biological process: neuronal signal transduction. Gene Ontology annotation, cellular component: rough endoplasmic reticulum membrane.